UGAAGAAAUUAAACAAAGAAGAAAAAAUAAAAAGGAAAUAAUUAAAGUAAUAAAACAAAAGAAAAAAAAGAAUACAAAAUUACAUCAUAGACAAAAUGGAUACUCAAAUUCAAAGAGCUUACUAAAAACAAGACGGUGUUUUCUUAAACUCUAAGAAGCUUUUGGCUAAGAAGACUUCUGCUGGUGUUAGAUACUACAAGAACAUCGGUUUGGGCUUCAAGACUCCUAAGGAAGCUAUUGAAGGUACCUACGUCGAUAAGAAGUGCCCCUUCACCUCCAACCUUUCUAUUAGAGGAAAGAUCAUUAAGGGUUUAGUCAUUUCCACCAAGAUGAACAGAACCGUUAUCAUCAGAAGAGAUUACCUCCACUAUGUCAGAAAAUACAACAGAUAUGAAAAGAGACACAGAAACAUCCCCGUCCACAUCUCCCCCUGUUUCUCCGUCAAGGAAGGUGAUAUCCUCGUUGCUGGUCAAUGCAGACCCAUCUCCAAAACCGUCAGAUUCAACGCCCUCUAAGUUGUUCCUAACGAAAUUAUUGGUUCUGUCAGAAAAUAAUUCCUCCUUUUCUGAGAAAAAUAAAUUUUAUACUUUAUUAUAACUUAUAAAUUAAAUUAAAAUAAAAUAAUUCAUUUUAUUUUUAAGUAUUUAUGAUGUAUAUCAAAUAUUAAUCAUAUUUUAUUUAAACGAAUGUUUUUAUAGAAAUACUUCAACUUAAUAUUAUCAUUCAAAACUACUUUUUCAAAAUACAAUACAAUAAAAUGCAUUCAAC
Molecule: messenger RNA, 768 nt
Organism: Tetrahymena thermophila SB210
Lineage: Eukaryota; Ciliophora; Oligohymenophorea; Hymenostomatida; Tetrahymenidae
Product: 40S ribosomal protein S11, putative
Exons: 4
Biological process (GO): translation
Cellular component (GO): cytosolic small ribosomal subunit; ribosome
Molecular function (GO): structural constituent of ribosome
Source: RefSeq, a predicted model, not a curated record